AUGCAGACAGCUUCAAUAUUUAAUGGAAAAUAUGUAGCCUAGAAGAAGAUAUCGUCAGGCUCUUUUGGAGUGGUUCUAUUGGGGCAUGAUAAAGAUAAAAAUAUAGAUGUGGCAAUAAAAAUAGAGAAGGAAGAGAAUGAGGAUGUGCGUUCUUUGGAAAGGGAAGUUCAAGUUUUAGAAAGGUUAAAUGGAAUAGAAGGAGUUCCUAAAUUAUAUUGGCAUGGUGAGUAGGAUGAUUUUAAUGUUAUUGUUAUGUAAAUUUUGGGGAAGGACUUAGCACAUUAUGUGAAAAGCAAAAAGAAAUUUUCAUUUAAAACAACAAUCUAAUUAGGAAUUUAAAUUGUUAAGGUAUUAGAGAGAAUCCACAAUAAAGGUGUUGUUCAUCGAGAUUUGAAGCCUGAAAAUGUUUUGUUUGGAAUAGAUGAUGAAUCUUCUAAAAUUUAUGUGGUUGAUUUUGGAAUAAGUAAAAUAUUUCGAGAUAAAAAUGGAAAUAUUCAGUAAAUGUCAAUAAUUUAGUUAGUCCAUUUCGUGAUAAUACAUCAUUCAUAGGAACAACUAGAUAUGCAUCUAUAGCAGCACAUAAAGGUUUUGAAUUGAGUAGAAAAGAUGAUAUUGAAUCUCUAAUAUAUGUUUUGUUAUACUUUAUGAAAGGGUAAUGGAAUUGUGAAUAAUAAAAAGUCUAGGCAGUUACCAUGGCAAAAUAUGUAGAAUGUCAGUGAUGAAGAAAGAACAGUCAAAGUAGGUGAAAUGAAGAUGUCCAUAGAUCUUAGGGAAUUAUUUAAAGAUGUACCAAUUGAAUUUGCUCUUAUACUUGAGUACAUAUAUUAAAUAUUAAUUUAGAUAUCUUAAAUAAUUACAAUAUUUAAGUGAACCAAAUUAUGAUUUUGUUGUAUAAUAAUUUGAAAAAGCUGCAGAAAAUUUAGGUAUUUAAUUGGAUUACUCUUAUGAUUGGGAUUAGUAAUAAUAACCUAUGAAAAUAUCAUAAAGUGUUAAUUCAGAAAUCAUGUAAAGAUCCACUACUUUAAAUUAAUAAUUAUAACCUCCAUCUACUGGUGAAAUGAAAAAAUCAUUAGAUAAAUAAGGAAGCAAUCUGAUCAGAUAGUAUAUAUCCAUAUAAAUCUGAUUAGAAUGAGUAAUAAUCAAUUCUUAGCACCUCCUUAAUCAAAUUAAUUACAGCCUCCUGCUUUAAAAAGACAAGAUUCUUCUUAGUAGCCCAGCCUAGUAUCAGGCAGUGUAAUGUUAAGUACAUACAAUUCAAUAAGGCCAAAAUAUUAACCCUCUUAAUUGGGUUUAGAUGUUAAGGUUAGUAUAGAUACUGUGCCUAAGGAAUAUAUAUAGGAAUAGAGGAAAACAUCUGAGUCGGCAUAAUAGAAAAAGGCUCAAAAUUCUUAUACUGAAACAGUAGGAUGGAGAGAUUCAAUUUUUGAAGAGAAUUAUGAUGAAAUCCCAUUAUCUAAGAAAUAUGGAAUGCUUUAAUAAAAAGGAGUAGAUAUGUAGAAAUAUAUUUAUUAUUGA
Paramecium pentaurelia is the source of this 1515-nucleotide messenger RNA. The record is from the annotation of a GenBank genome assembly. Lineage: Eukaryota; Ciliophora; Oligohymenophorea; Peniculida; Parameciidae.